CAGAGCGGCUGUCGGACGGUUGCUUGGUGUUACAGCAGGCGGCAAGUAUGGCCGUGGCGCACGCCGACGGGGUUUUGCCUCCCGGAGACGGAUCAGUGGUCAAUUGGUCAGGGCAGGGACUACAGAAAUUAGGUCCAAACUUACCCUGUGAAGCUGAUAUUCACACUUUGAUUCUGGAUAAAAAUCAAAUUAUUAAACUGGAAAAUCUAGAGAAAUGCAAACGAUUAAUGCAGUUGUCAGUGGCUAAUAAUCGGCUGGUUCGGAUGAUGGGUGUGGCCAAACUGACCCAACUCCGUGUAUUAAAUUUACCUCAUAAUAGUAUUGGCUCUGUGGAGGGGCUAAAGGAAUUAGUACAGUUGGAAUGGCUGAAUUUGGCAGGAAAUAAUCUCAAGGCCAUUGAACAAAUUAAUAGCUGCAUAGCUCUACAGCACCUUGAUUUAUCAGACAAUAACAUACCUCAGAUAGGUGACCUAUCUAAAUUGAUAUCCCUGAAGACCCUGCUUUUACAUGGAAAUAUUAUCACCUCUCUUAGAAUGGCACCUGCGUAUCUACCUAGAAGUCUUGCUAUACUUUCUUUAGCAGAAAAUGAAAUCAGGGACUUAAAUGAGAUCUCUUUUUUGGCAUUCUUAACUGAAUUGGAGCAGUUGUCGAUCAUGAACAAUCCUUGUGUGAUGGCAACACCUUCCAUUCCAGGGUUUGACUAUCGACCAUAUGUCGUCAGCUGGUGCUUAAAUCUCAGAGUCCUAGAUGGAUAUGUGAUUUCUCAGAAAGAAAGCUUGAAAGCUGAAUGGCUUUAUAGUCAAGGCAAAGGGAGAGCUUAUCGGCCUGGCCAGCAUAUCCAGCUUGUCCAGUAUCUGGCUACAGUCUGUCCUCUCAUUUCUACAUUGGGUCUUCAAACUGCAGAGGAUGCUAAGCUAGAGAAGAUUCUGAGUAAGCAGCGGUUUCAUCAGAGGCAGUUGAUGAACCAAAGCCACAAUGAAGAGUUUGCUCUUCUUGAAACAAGGGCCUCUCUUUCCCCUGAGCAUUCAAGUCCUGUUCAAGACUGCCAGAUAGUCCAGGAAAGUGAACCAGUCAUCCAAGUCAACUCUUGGGUUGGUAAUGAUGAUCAGUUAUAUGCUGUUAAGAAUAACUUUCCAGCCUCUGCACACACUACAAGAUAUUCUCGAAAUGAUCUGCACUUGGAAGACAUACAGACAGAUGAGGACAAGUUAAACUGUAGUCUUCUCUCUUCAGAGUCUACUUUUAUGCCAGUUGCAUCAGGACUGUCUCCAGUGUCACCUACAGUUGAGCUGAGGCUACAAGGCAUUAACUUGGGCCUGGACGAUGAUGGUGUUGUAGAUGGAUCUGUGAAAAGGCUGGAAAACCAGAACUUGGAUAAGGAAGAGGAAAAGACUUUAUGGGGUACAAAUGAGAGUUCUGUUCAAAUGUUGACAAGAAAACUCAGCACAGAGGUAAAUGAGAAAGCUGGGCUAUUACCUUGUUCCGAGUCAACAGUAAUCAGUGCUAUCUUAAAGGAUAAUAACCGUAGUCUUACAUCUUUUCCUGAAUCAGCUGGAUACAGUAUCUCCCAUAUAGAGCCAGAUAGUGAAGAAACCAUGUCUCAAACAACUUUAGAGAACCUUCCCUGCAGGAUUUUAACUCAGAGAUCUGUUGCUUUGCAACAAGGUAAAGUUUCCAUUCAGAAAUUGAAUGAAGCAGCCACCAAGGUUCAGGCCUGUUGGCGGGGCUUUUAUGCCAGAAACUACAACCCACAAGCCAAAGAGGUGCGUUAUGAAAUCCGGCUGCGCAGAAUGCAGGAGCACAUUGUCUGCUUAACCGAAGAAGUGAGAAGAUUAAGAAAAGAAAGAGAUGAAGAACGUGUUAAAAAGUUAAUACAAGAAGAGGCUGUCAGAUUCCUUUGGAACCAGGUAAGGUCUCUGCAAGCUUGGCAACAGACAGUAGACCAGCAUCUAAUUUCCUGGCAUACUGAUGUUCCUCCUAUAUCAAGUACGCUGGCGCCAUCUAAACCUCCAUUAUUCACCCAAAGUCAGGACUCCUCUUCUGAUCACAAUUCUGAUUGGUUCAUUGCUCAGGAUGAUGCUCUUCAAGAAAAGUCCUUACCAGAAUUUCCAGAUUCUGGUUUUCAUUCCUCCCUGACAGAGCAAGUUCACCUUUUGCAGGAUUCUUUGGAUUCCACAGAAGGCAGUGAAAGUUCCAUAAUGGGGAAUUCCAUUGACACAGUCAAAUAUGGCAAAGAGCCAGACUUAGGGGAUGUUAGUGAAGAACGUAGUGACUGGAGCAAGGAAAGCUCAAACAAUGAGCAGGAUAAUAAUCUGCUUGAACGAUAUUUAGCAUCAGUUCAGCAGCUAGAAGAUGCUGAUGAGAGGACACACUUUGAUGAAGGGUCAGGAGAUAGUAAGCUUCACAUAGGUCGUUCCCUGGAAAAGUUAGAUGGCUUUUCUGACAGUGCUUCUGUGGGUGAGACUCAUGGUGUAUCUCCCACUCCCCAAGAUGAAAUCAGCCAGACACCAGAGAAUUGCGACUUAAAUGGUGAAGUCCAGGGUCAGCAGCCGGAGCGUGGCUCCACUCUUCAGGUAUCAAAUGUUGGCGACAUUGCAUAGCGCGUCGGUUUCACGGGAAGCGGAAAUCUACUUUUCUAGAAAAUUGUUUCAGUUGCCUCUUUUUCUUCGGUAAGGGGAGCAACCCUUCCCCCUGUUUUGUUUUGUUAAGUUUGUAUUCUUGUCUAGUAUGUUUCAGAUUUUAGAUACUGGGCUGUUUUCAUUUUUAUUUUACUAAUUUGUUAGCUGUAAUGUAUCAAACUAUUUAUAUUCAAAGCUGUAUGUACUUUUUUAAAUUAAA
This is a messenger RNA of Castor canadensis (American beaver), 2838 nucleotides long. NCBI's taxonomy places the organism in Eukaryota, Metazoa, Chordata, Mammalia, Rodentia, Castoridae. The record is from RefSeq and is a predicted model, not a curated record.